CUCUCCCCGCCUGGGGCUGCCGCCGCGCCAGUGGUGGCUCCGCGUUUCCAAAAGGGGCCCUCCGACUCCUCGCUGGGCCAGUCCGGCGCUGAGUCGUGGAGCCCCGCACAACUCCCGCUGGUCCCUGAACGGGGUCCCUCCUCCCCAGAGUUGCGAGCAACUUUCCCCUCUCCCUGGCGCCGCGGUGGCUCGGGGACCGUGGCCGCCGCAGGUAGCUGAACUCCGGGCCACUCUCCCUGCGCCUCGGCUGAGCGCGCUCGCAGGUCGCUCUCUCUCCGGGUGCACGCUGGGGGUCCCCGAGCUCGACUCUGCGGGCGAGAUGCCCCUAGGACAUAUCAUGAGGCUGGAUCUGGAGAAGAUCGCCCUGGAAUACAUCGUGCCCUGUCUGCACGAGGUCGGCUUCUGCUACCUGGACAACUUCCUGGGUGAGGUGGUGGGCGACUGUGUCCUGGAGCGAGUCAAGCAGCUGCACUGCAACGGGGCCCUGCGGGACGGCCAGCUGGCCGGGCCCCGCACCGGCGUCUCCAAGCGGCACCUGCGGGGCGACCAGAUCACGUGGAUCGGGGGCAACGAGGAGGGCUGCGAGGCCAUCAGCUUCCUCUUGUCUCUCAUCGACAGGCUGGUCCUGUAUUGCGGGAGCCGGCUGGGCAAAUACUACGUCAAGGAAAGGUCCAAGGCGAUGGUGGCUUGCUACCCAGGAAAUGGAACAGGUUAUGUUCGACACGUGGACAACCCCAGCGGUGACGGCCGCUGCAUCACCUGCAUCUACUAUCUGAACAAGAACUGGGAUGCCAAGCUACAUGGUGGGGUCCUGCGGAUAUUUCCAGAAGGGAAAUCGUUCAUAGCGGAUGUGGAGCCCAUUUUUGACAGACUCUUGUUCUUCUGGUCAGACCGCAGGAACCCACAUGAAGUCCAGCCUUCCUAUGCAACCAGAUAUGCCAUGACUGUUUGGUACUUUGAUGCUGAAGAAAGGGCAGAAGCCAAAAAGAAAUUCAGGAAUUUAACUAGGAAAACUGAACCUGCCCUCACUGAGGACUGACCCUGAUCUGAAAUCCGCUGGCCUCAUUCAUUUUAGUAACAGUUCCUGAAUUCACUUUUAAGAGUUGAGAUCCAAAGAAAGCCACUUCUUUAGUGACUCGGUGAUGAGAACCCCCCUAUUGCUUGCAUCAUUCACAUCCCUGUCUUGCGUACGGUACUUUGUGUUUUCUUGCCAAGACUGCAUCUACCUUCAGACACUCUCUUUGCCAGAUGAACUCAUUUGCUAACUCCAGAAAUACCUGCAGACGACCUAGCUGGCCAGCGGUUUAAUUGUCAGAUUUGGUAAUCCUGGGUAUCAAAGCAAGAACCUGGAAGCACAGGCGAGGGACUGAAUCUUACUUGCACUUUAUGUACACUUCCUGAUUUGAAAGGAGGAGGUUUGCAAAGAAGUUAGACGGUGACAGAUGCCACAGAGAGGCAUCACUGAAGCCUUAACAGCAGGAAACAGAAAUCUGUGUCAUCUGAACAAUUUCCAGAUGUUCUUAAUCCGGGGCUGUUGGGGUUUCUGGAGGAUCAUCACAACCUAAUGACGUUAUUACCUCUAGAAAGGGCCGCUGUCAUAGUCAUCAAUUUCUCAGUACCCUGUGGGUGGACACUCCUUUUUCCUGGUCCUGCAAACUGGACUUGCUGCCUCUGCCCCAUUUUGCUGAAAGUAUGACUUUCUGAUCAAAGAUGACAACACCUUUUAUUUUCUAUUUUCACUUCUGACUUAGAGAACCUAAUUCAUUAAUUGUUCUGGUUGGUUUGUUGAAAUGAAAUUUGAAUUUAAAUCAAAGGGGAAAAAAAUCUUCCUGGUAGUUUAGAGCCAACAACCUCUGAUAAUGGUGUCAAAAGACCUGGGUCUACUGAUAUACAAUAAACGUGUGCAUCUUGAACGACUGGAGAUUGGAGAUGGAGUUGGAAAUGUGGGCAUUCCUGUUUUUCAGUUUUCCUUUCUAAUGAGCUCACCCUUCCUCUUUAACAAAAUAAGAAAAUCACAAAAACUAGGGCACUGUAUUUUAAAAAGGAAAUGGAAAUAAAACAAAAAAUCCUGAAAAGC
This is a messenger RNA of Physeter macrocephalus (sperm whale), 2077 nucleotides long. RefSeq names its product egl-9 family hypoxia inducible factor 3 (gene EGLN3). Gene Ontology annotation, cellular component: nucleus; cytoplasm. The coding region runs from base 320 to 1039 and encodes 239 amino acids. Gene Ontology annotation, biological process: cellular response to hypoxia; peptidyl-proline hydroxylation to 4-hydroxy-L-proline. Gene Ontology annotation, molecular function: peptidyl-proline 4-dioxygenase activity; ferrous iron binding; L-ascorbic acid binding. NCBI's taxonomy places the organism in Eukaryota, Metazoa, Chordata, Mammalia, Artiodactyla, Physeteridae. The record is from RefSeq and is a predicted model, not a curated record. The transcript has 5 exons.